Centruroides sculpturatus (bark scorpion) is the source of this 1588-nucleotide messenger RNA. RefSeq lists its product as uncharacterized. Bases 726 to 1082 code for a protein of 118 amino acids. The transcript is spliced from 2 exons. NCBI's taxonomy places the organism in Eukaryota, Metazoa, Arthropoda, Arachnida, Scorpiones, Buthidae. The record is from RefSeq and is a predicted model, not a curated record.
UUUAUUGUACAAUAAUUUAUUAAUCAACUGCCAUCAACAGCAACACUGCACACAGUAAUUCUAUUGCACAGAUGCCGGUUCAGAUGCAGUUAUUGUCAUUAAUAAUAACAUUCUUUUUGACAUGUGAAUAUUAAAAGGAAUUAGUUUAGUUGUAUAUGGGAACACGACACGGGGGAGGAGUGCCUCUCGGGAGAACUUUCAAUGGGAAACUGACACCUGUUUAGGUGUUACAAACGUGAAGAAAACUCGGAAAAUUCUACAUUGUCAGCCCGUUGGCGAGGCGCAAACUCACAAAAAAACUACAAAUGUUCAGUGGUUUCUCCACUCAGACACUGAUAGGCAACUCUAAAAGGCCUUCAAUACUGUUCAUUGUGGGUUGGACCAUAACCACAAUGGUAGGUAUGGUCCAACCCACAAUGGUGAGGGAGGAAGCUCAACGUAUCUGAGAUAGAGCUUUCAUGAAAAAUUCUUGGAGAGUUGCUCGCCCGGAUUCGAUCCCAACUCGUCCAGAGAGGUGGGCCAAGACCUUUACUGCCAUGAUUAUCAUCCUUUAAUCAUUAUUACACAGGAACUAAUUCAAAAAUUAAAAAUAUAAAAUAAAUCCAAAAAUUAAUCAUUAAAAUUUUUAUCUAAUUCAAUUAACGCGUAACAAUGAAUCUCAACAAUUGAUCUUUUCAUUGUUUUGCUCUUUUGUUGCGAAGAGUGCGAUUUCGAGUGAUAGAAAAAUGUUUUUUGAUUCUGGCGAUUAUCGACCCUUGCGUCCACCCUUGGGUGAGCGAUUGGUUGAAGGUAAGGAGGACUAUGGAUCGAAUAAUGACAUUAUGGGUCUUCCAACGAACAUCGAAAUGAAUAAAGGCUUCAAGAAGCACGAAGAUUGUACGGAAAAUACGAACACCAUUGGGUAUACUAUUGGAUAUACCAUUGGAUAUGCUAUUGGAUGUGCUGUUAGAGAUAGAAAGACAUUGAAAAAAGCCGGAUCUUUCUUCAAGGCAGUAUGGAAACCAGUCAAGAGGUAUGUUUCUGUAUAUGUCAGUACAAAGUUCGAUUUAGCUCGGUCAUUCGUUACAAUUUGUCCUUUAUAAUUCUCACUGAGUCCAGUGUGAUGCUAAACCGAAGUAUCUCAAACAGCAACAAUUAUACACAGUAUUAAGAUGUACGCAGAGAUUUGAGCUUGAAAACUUCGUAAUUUUUAUGAGAAUGGCAUGACUUUCCUAUAUUUUUGGCGCUACAUCGAUAUUUACCAAACUAGUUUCAUUUCUAAUCCAAUGAAAAGAUAAACUACAAAUGAAAAUAAUAACGAGCAAUUAUUUAUUGAGAGAUCGUCACAAUGUCGGGCUGCAAUAUUUAAUAGUGGCAAUUUAUAGUACAAUUUUUUCAAAUUCUAGCCCAAUAAUUAUAAGGCUUUUAGAAUAGUAAAAUUGGAUUUAAAAUAUCGCUGAAUGAAUAAAUAUAACAUUUUUUUGAUUCUCAAUUUGAUAUAAUGUAAUAUUUGCAAUCUAUCAAUAUAAACACAGUCGAACCUCGAUAUUGCGCUCUCAAUAUGUUUUGAUAAAAUUCAAAUUCAGAUAGAAGUUUUCAAUAAAUAAUU